Macrobrachium nipponense is the source of this 2770-nucleotide messenger RNA. It is a transcript of the gene Wee1, whose product is annotated as wee1-like protein kinase. The transcript is spliced from 5 exons. The record is from RefSeq and is a predicted model, not a curated record. Gene Ontology annotation, cellular component: nucleus; cytoplasm. NCBI's taxonomy places the organism in Eukaryota, Metazoa, Arthropoda, Malacostraca, Decapoda, Palaemonidae. Bases 162 to 2081 code for a protein of 639 amino acids. Gene Ontology annotation, molecular function: magnesium ion binding; ATP binding; non-membrane spanning protein tyrosine kinase activity. Gene Ontology annotation, biological process: mitotic cell cycle; protein phosphorylation; negative regulation of G2/MI transition of meiotic cell cycle.
GCCGCUUCCAUUUUGAGUUGAGAUGAUGAUAUUGUGGAGUGAACACGUGAAUUAGUUGUGGUAGUUGAAUGACAGACACCGAAGAGAGAAAAGUCUUCCAAGUGUUCUUUGUUGGUGGAAUGAUCGCGUUGUUUCUUAAGUUAAUUUAGUGAUACGACCAAAUGUGCUCAGUUCUACCGAAAAUGGAUGUGGCAAUGAAAUUGGAUUUCGAAAGUUGCAUCGAGGAAGACGAAGCCGAGAACGCUUCCUUCCAGACUUUGAGCUCGGGCUGUGAUAUUGAUGGGCGUGAUAUCUCUUGCGAUGAUAUAAACUACCAUGUUCCGCCUACUCCUUCUCCUGCACGUCUUUUCAGUCCAAGAAAGUCCCUACGAACUGCGGUACGCCCCACUACUGACAAUACUACAGCACAAAGCCUCGAGUCUCCACCGUAUAAGAAGAUUCGAGCGUUGCGACUCUUCGAUUCUCCUGCUACGCCGAAAACACUUUUGCUCAAGAGCACAACGUCUGGGGCAUCUUCUGGUGACUCUUCAUCUCACAGCCGACCCGUAUCCCGAACGAGAUUGUUUCCUUCUGCAAGGGCGAGAACACUUGCCUCUUGGAAUAACACUACGCCUGUCACUCCUUCCCCACCUGCUUGCGCUGCCAGCGCCGUGGUCCAUUCCUCCCAGCACGGAAGCGGCGGUAGCACAAAUUGCAAUGGCUCUGCUAGAAGUAAGGUCAGGGAGGUAGCCAAUAUUAAUCCUUUCACCCCAUCUGGGAUGUUGUUGUCCUCAAGAAAGAGAACAAGAUCACGCAGGGAUCACGAGGCCAACUUUGGGGAAACCGAAAUGUCGACCGAUAUGGACACUAGUUUUGAUGAUUUCUAUUGUGAUGAUUCCUGUGAUGAAUGCGAGGAUGAAACUGGCCGACCAACAAAGAGACUAGCCAUGCAAGAUGCUAAUGUUUCCCGGUAUAACCACGAAUUUUUAGAGUUAGCACUGAUUGGCCAAGGGGAAUUUGGAGGAGUGUACAAAUGCAGACAUAGAUUAGAUGGUUGCAUUUAUGCCAUUAAGAAGUCUCUCAAACCUGUCGCAGGAUCAGUCAAUGAGAGAAUAGCACUAAAUGAGGUAUAUGCUCAUGCUGUAUUGGGCAAGCACCCUCAUGUCGUCAGGUACUACUCAGCAUGGGCAGAGAAUGAUCACAUGAUUAUCCAAAAUGAAUAUUGUAAUGGAGGCUCCUUAGCAGAUGUAGUUGAGAAUUGUAGAAGAACUGGCCGAAGACUGAGUGAAAAUUUUAUCAAACAAGUUUUACUUCACACAGCUAAAGGCUUGAAGUACAUUCAUUCUCAACAGCUUGUUCAUAUGGACAUAAAAUCUGCUAACAUUUUUAUAUCUCGAGAACAAAAAGUCAAGUUACCUGGAGAAGAUUCUGCUGAUGAUGGAUUUGAAGAAGAACAGGUUGAAGAUGUAGAGGAAGUCACUUACAAAAUUGGUGAUCUCGGUCAUGUAACUUCAAUCUUAAAUCCCCAAGUUGAAGAAGGCGAUUGCAGAUAUCUUCCUAGAGAGAUAUUGCAGGAUGAUUUUAGUCACUUACAAAAAGCAGAUAUUUUUGCUCUUGGACUCACCAUGUACGAAGCUGCGAGAGGAAAGCCAUUGCCACUCAAUGGAGAAGAAUGGCAUAACAUUCGUAAUGGUGAACUGGAGCAUGUUCCUGGUUAUUCCAUGGAAUUUCAAAAGUUGCUGAAACAAAUGGUGCAUACAGAUCCAGCUGCUCGUCCCACUGCUGCACAGCUAGUUAAUCAUCCUGCAUUGUGUCCUCCAACAAGUAUGUCUCGCACAGAAUUACGCCGCGAGCUUAAUGCUGAGCGUCUGAAGAAUGAGAUUUUAUCACGACAGUUGAAAGAGGCAGCCAAGUGUUUGCAAAGUCUAACCCCUGGAGUAGCCUCAACAAUAGCUGCUGUAGCUUCAGGAGUACUAGCAGGGAUUGCUCCAACUCCUGUUGGUGUUCCUCAGUUUCCUUCCCAAAGAUCAGGACCUACCACUAGAAAUUCCAGACUAAUAGGAAAGAAGGUGAACAGAAGUCUGAGCACCAGUGAUUUCUGACUCAAGUAACGAGUAGUCAUGUAAUCAUUUUUGUUUUAUUUUAUAUAUAGUCUGGGCUUCAAUGUAUUCCUUCCAUGUUGGUCGAGUGCUAAGGAAGUCCUGCUGUGAAGUGGUUCUAGUCUUUGCAUGGGGUGGUUCUCGUGCAGUGCUCAUAUCUAUGCAGAAUAUUAGUCGGCAAUUGUAUAGGUUUAUUUAUCUAUAUUUACCUUGCUUUCCUUUUUAUUAUUUUUUGGCAUCUUGCAGCUGUUAUUUUUUAGAAAAGCAACCAGAGGUUCUUUGUACAGGUGUCAUUUAAUUUAUAUUUUGCAAUUACUAAAGUAAAAAUAACUGUCCUUUAAACUUAAUAUUUAUGGCCUUAUUGCUGCCAGCUCUUGUUUUAUAUGCAUUAAUAAAAUUGAAUUUAUGUGCCUUAUAUUUUGUGAUAGUAGUUGUAUCAAGUAUUUCUAGGGUAAUUGUAAAGUUUCCCAAGUAAAAGAUUAUUUUAUUUUGAAUUGUUUUCACUACAUAAUGAUAUGUAUCCAUGGUCAUUUUUUUUAAUGCAUGGAAGAAUUGGUGUUUCAAUUAGCCAUGUCACAAAGUUUUCAAUAAAGUAAACUUUUAGGUUUCAAACUGUCUUCUGAUAAGACAUUCCGUCUACUGUGAUCUUUUUGCCUUCCUGUACUGUUUUGUAUAAAUAAAUUUUAUAUAUU